This is a messenger RNA of Dicentrarchus labrax (European seabass), 8110 nucleotides long. RefSeq names its product transcription factor Maf-like. The transcript is spliced from 3 exons. Gene Ontology annotation, biological process: regulation of transcription by RNA polymerase II. NCBI's taxonomy places the organism in Eukaryota, Metazoa, Chordata, Actinopteri, Moronidae. The record is from RefSeq and is a predicted model, not a curated record. Gene Ontology annotation, molecular function: DNA-binding transcription factor activity, RNA polymerase II-specific; RNA polymerase II cis-regulatory region sequence-specific DNA binding. Gene Ontology annotation, cellular component: nucleus. The coding region runs from base 505 to 1509 and encodes 334 amino acids.
UCAGUCAAUUUCAUAUUUCAGUCCUGACGUCAGGGCGCCUAUAAAACUAAGCAAUGCUUUUUAACUCGUCGGCUGACUGAUCCCUUAGAAAAAAAAAAUCUAUCAAUCCUUGGGUGGAGUUUUUUUUUUUCAUUCUCCACAAAGCAACUAUUUGCCCGGGACACGUACGUGAACCUCCUCAAUUUGGCGCACUAAUCCUAAAAGGAGCCAUGAAGUGUUAAAUGGUAGAAACAGAGAGAGCGGCGCUCAGACACCCGCACGCUGGGAGAGAGGGAGGAAACAGCGCUCCUCCAAUGCGUCUGUGCAACACGGACUGAAGAAAAAAAAAACUUAUCGACUCACAAAACCAAAACCUGCGCUGCGCAAUUAGUGCGAGAAAAUCCACUUUUUCCUUCGUUUUUGAAGAAAAUAAAUAAAGAAAUCAAGCUGGCUCAGUGCGUGUCUCAGCAGCCCACUUUGACAGGUGCUCCUCACCCCCUUUGGAGGACUGUCAACAGCAAGAGGAUGGCAUCAGAGCUGGCAAUGAGCAACUCCGACCUGCCCACCAGUCCCCUGGCCAUGGAAUAUGUUAAUGACUUCGAUCUGAUGAAGUUUGAAGUGAAAAAGGAGCCGGUGGAGCCCGAUCGCAGCAUCAGCCAGUGCAGCCGCCUGGUCGCCGGGGGAUCCCUAUCUUCCACCCCGAUGAGCACGCCUUGCAGCUCGGUUCCCCCCUCUCCAAGCUUCUCGGCGCCCAGUCCGGGAUCAGGGAGCGAACAGAAGGCUCACUUGGAGGAUUUCUACUGGAUGACCGGGUACCAACAGCAGUUGAACCCCGAGGCUCUGGGCUUUAGCCCGGAGGACGCCGUAGAGGCGCUGAUCAGCAGCAGUCACCAGCUCCAGACCUUCGAUGGCUAUACCAGAGGGCAACAGUACGGCGGCGCAGCCGGGGCAGGAGGCGCCAUGGCCGGGGAGGAGAUGGGAUCAGCGGCCGCCGUGGUGUCCGCGGUUAUUGCUGCAGCCGCAGCUCAGAACGGGACUCCCCACCACCACCACCACCAUCACCACCACCACCACCCAGGAGCACACCACCCCUCCUCCGGGUCUCAGUCCGGCGGUGGCGCGGGGGGAAACCACCAGCACUUGCGUUUGGAAGAUCGGUUCUCGGACGAGCAGCUGGUGACCAUGUCGGUGCGGGAAUUGAACCGGCAGCUCCGGGGGGUCAGCAAGGAAGAGGUAAUCCGUCUGAAACAGAAGAGGAGGACGCUAAAGAACAGAGGCUAUGCCCAGUCCUGCCGGUACAAGCGGGUCCAGCAGCGGCACGUCCUGGAGGGAGAGAAGACGCAACUCAUACAGCAGGUGGACCACCUCAAGCAGGAGAUCUCCCGGCUGGCCAGGGAGAGGGACGCCUACAAGGAGAAAUACGAGAAGCUGAUCAGCACCGGCUUCAGAGAAAACGGAGGAUCCAGCAGCGACAACAACCCCUCAUCCCCGGAGUUUUUCAUGACAUCAAGAAAAUUCCUCCAUCUGUGAUCGAGAGCUGUGACCUCUCCGUCCUAUCACCCUGGAGUCUGAGAUAUCAUGACACUGGAAUGCUGAUGUUUCAAGAGCAACCUACGGCACCCAGACUGCCAUAAAGCACAAUGUCUCAAAAGCGUCCUAACAGUGGCUCACGGGCAACCCAACAGCCAACCCAAAGCCAGAGUUCAUUAUUAAAACAAUGACGAUAAAAUAAAAACAGGAGACUGAAAUCACUCAUAUUCUUCUGCUCCAACAACAAGGGAAGAAACACAGAAAUUAAAGAUCCCGGACUCUGGAAAUAAGAUUCUCCGCCAUCUGUAUUUGCUAUUCAUAUGGACAAAGAUCAUCCCAGAAAUACCUCCAAAUUGUAAUUUAGACUUAUCAGAGUUUAGAUUAUUAAUACGUAGGUUGAGUCAAAUAGCAAACAGAACAAAUAUGAUGUCCACAGCCCUUUAGCACAUGCCCAGAAAUCAGGAUAUUGUAAAUAUAUGUACAGAAAAGGAAUAGGGACACUGAUGAGAAAUACAGUUAUUGCAGAAUAAUGUAAAUAGCCAUAAGAUCAUACCACUCUAGUGUGUUUAUAUAUCCAUGAGUGUCACAUGCCCAUUACUCCUUAUUUCUUCUAUGCCCAAAAAGAUUUAGCACAAAGAUUAACCAACGCUCUCUGUAUCUCAAUAGGAAACAUCAACAUCUACGUAGAACUAGACAAGAGGAUACUGAAUAUACAGACAUUAACUGGGAAGACACAAUAUGUGCCACAUAGUGCACUAUUGCUGGAAACAGAUGCAUAUGCCACAUGGUGUAUGCUUAUUAGGAAACCCUGUAUUGUUAUCAAGACAGGUCAUUAGCUUCUUUGAACUUCGCUCUUUUAAAUAGACAGUCGUGAAAUGGAGAAGACUUGAGAGGGUGAUAAACAGAAAACAAACUUUAAGAGAUCCCUGAAUUGGUCCCAAAUCUUCUCCCGUCCCCACCUCCCAUUGUAAACUACCACAGCAGAGCUGAACACAACUCAGACUUUAAUUUAUUCAAUAGAGUGUAUAUGAAACCCCUUCCUGUACCGUAUAUGUAGUGUUUAAGCCCCUGUAGUGACGUAACAUAUCCAGAUUGACUUCCGUGGUUUGGCAGCUCUCUUGUAUAGAGUACAGUUACCUUUUAUUCAGUUCACACCUAACUGGACAUCACCGUGACCUGCCAUCCUUCCUCUUUGAUUCCUGUUUGGCUAGUCCCCGUCAUCCUCCUCCUCUGUCCAUCAGAGGGCCUGUAUGCCUGCAGACCUGUCUGCAACCAGGCGCUCGCUGAGCUCCCACAGGCUGACAGCGCUGCUCUGGUCCUGGGCCUGGAUGGACGGCAGGCAGCGGAAGCAGUUGUUGAAGUACAUGCCACCUAACCCCUCCAGCUCCGGAGCCAUGGCACAGUACACCGUGGUGGCCGCCCCUUGUUGCUGUGGACAGAGAAACACACAGAAAGAGAUACGAGUUCAGUGGGCGAAUCAUGAGACUGAGGCAACGAGACGGAGUCAGCCUGCAGGAGGAGACAGAAUACAGAGAACUCAUUUACUGAUGCACAGACAUUAGGACGUGUCCUGUCCAGAGAAACAGAGAGGACAAACAACGGACACCGACCACAUCGCUAUGUCCUCUGUGAGACACACAUAUCUACACAUACACAUACAGACACAUGCACACACAGACAAAAACGAGACAGCAGGACAGAGUGUCAACAGGAAAAAAAAAAAGACUCCACACGCUGUCUCUCCCCUCUCCCUGCAGCCCAUGAUGACUGGGUCAUAUUACCAUGGGAACAGCAUAACCCCAUACUGUACAUAUAUUUAUAUACAUAUAUUUAUUUAUUUAUUUAUUUCUCUACCCGGUGUGUACAGGACCUCUGGCUAUAUGGGACCAUGUGAAUGCUACAGAUGUAUAGACUCACAGUGGAGAAGGUCAGAACUAUGACAAGAAAAUUGACACCAGCUCCUGUCUGGAUGGGAAUCACCAGGGAAACCACAGCUUUUAUGUAUAUUGUAAAAGUGCAGGUUUUAAUGCCAUGGUUAUGAAUAUGUAUAUUUUCACAUGAUGCGUAUAUGGGUUCAGCCAGGCUUUCAAAGUUGAGUAUUGGAAAUGAUGCAAGUACAAUUCUGUACCUAAGUGUUUAAAAUCAGAAGUGAUAUUUUCACAUACAAUACACAAAUACCCACCCACACACACCCACACACACACACACACACACACACACACACACACACACACACACACACACACACACACACACACACACACACACACACACACACACACACACACCACAAGGCUUUCCCUCUGGCUCUUUCUCAAUAAAUCCUUUUUUAGGCAAGUUUAAAUCUGAAAAUCACUCAAGUCUCAACCCCAGAAUUUGACUCUGUUUCAUGUCAUCUCAAACUUGAACGCAUUGUGAAAGUAACAUUGCAGUAUUUGGAUGGAACCUGCUAAGUUCUACUAAUAUACCCUGUGCCAUCAGUCAGUAAUUAGUAGGGAUAUUCUUGGAGGAGGGAGAUUUCUGUGACAUUUGAAAAUGAAAGUUGAAACUGCAGCAGAAUAAACACGUCAGAGAGAAUUACACACAUAACCCAACUGCUCAAAGAGGGAUCUUUCAUGUUGCAGCUCCAGCUAAAAGCUGCUGUGACAGCUUCCCUGCAAACUCCGGGGCUGGAGACGACUUCUAUAUGGCCACAUGAAAUGGCUCGCCUCUUUAUCUCCCAAUGAGAGGCAGCGAGAGUGAGAUGGGGGGAGGAAAGGGGAGUGAGAGAGAACACUGAUGUGAAGACUAAGGACUAAUGUUUAGCACAGAGCACUGGCACACAGUGAGACAACCCCAUACGCAGCAGUCAAACAUGGGCAAGACACAAACAUACAAACACAUGCAUUAUGGAGCCAUAUUACAUGCCAACUGUUUGAACAGCUUCUUAAAGCAGCUGUGAAACCAACACACAUGAAGUAGGAAAGAUCAUACUUUCACAUACAAGUACAAAAAUAUGCCCAUAAAUGCAAAUGCAAUGAAUGAAAUACACACACGAACCAGAUUCCAAGAAAUAUUUUUCUCAUUAACACACACAAACCCACCCACCCACACACACACACACAGACACACACACACACACACACACACACACAACCACACUUACACACAACCCCCUCUAAGCUCUAAGUAAACUUCCGCCAGGAGGAGCCCUGGUUGGUAACGUCGCAGCAGCAGAUUGAGUGUGUUUGAAGCGCAGUGUGAUGAGAGAGCUGGUAAACAGCAGAUGAAAAGGCAGCAUCUCUCUGUGCGCCGCUGUCUGUCUCACCUGCCAGCAGGGCGAUAACUUCAUCCACAUCACAUGUUGCCAUAUCAAAGACAGACAAAUGCCAAGCAGUGUCUCUGAGUUGCAGGUUCACACACGCUCAGUUUAACUCAUCUCCCUUGCUUAGGGCAUCUGAUUUAGCUCGUCUGAAAGCUAAAUGCCUUUUAAACUCCACUGAAGAUUUCAGUGCUGCAGGCUCUGACUCGCUGAUGCCCCCUUGAACUUGGCUGACUUUCAAAGCAGUUUGUUUGUGUCCAGUUACCAAACACUGGUCCCGCUGUAAGUUGAAAUAUUGAUAAAAAAAAAACUUUCAUGUUCAUAAUCCAGAUUUAUGUGGCUGACUUCAUUCUUUAAAUUAUUUUCCUAGAAAAGCAAGUCUGUACAACUGUUUCUCUAUGACCUACGACAGUCCAGUUAGCAGUGCAUGGAUCAGUACACGGACUGUGCUGUGCAUCCAGCAGUGUGCUAUCUUAUUGGUGUUUAGCUCAUCCCCCUCACCACUUGACCUUGUGACCUCUGUAGAAGAUAAGGCUGAUGAGAUUAGGCAUUAACAUGCUCAACCACCCACCACAGCCAUCUAUCAUUGUGUGUAUGUGUGUGUGUGUGUGUGUGUGUGUGUGUGUGUGUGUGUGUGUGUGUGUGUGUGUUUGCAGACAAGAGGUGUGUUGGGUACUGAGAAAGAGAACAAGAGGGGGGUGUGCAUCAACCUUGAUACACAGUUACACAUACAGUAUUCAUAUGUGCAUGUCAGAACACGAGCAUGUGCCUGCACACGAGCACGAACGGAUACGCAAAUAAACACUCAGAACAAUCUACAUGAAAGGUAAUGUCACUGAACCAGUGUGCAUCAUAUACAUCUCUGGCAUAACAGCCAUUUCUAACCCAUGUGAAACUGUAGAUUAUGCCUGUAAACUUAGCUGUCUACAAACUGAUGGAUUUUGCUGUGUGUCUUUCUAUCUUCUACAACUAAAUGUAAAUCCUUACCAUGUGUACAGUAGUUUUCCGACAAACAUCUGUGCGUUGUUCUCUACUACGCAGAGCUGUAGACUUGGACUUGCCUGACAGCUUGACUUGACAUGAGACUUGAAAACAGUUCUGACUGGAUACAUUCUCACUGAUAAUAUAAAAAUAAUAUCCCGCAAUUUGCCGUGUUGCAGGUUAUUGCAAAGGUUUUGUAGCUGUGAUAAAUAAAGUGCAUUCACUUAAUCAUUGUGAUUUGUUAUGAUUGUCUGGUUGCCCUGCAUAAUGCUGUGCAAUUCAGAAAGCCAGUCACAUGGAUGUACUUCAAAUAUUUUAUUAUGGGCUCUCCAAGUCAUCUUUCUCAAAUUUGAAACUGUUUCCUAGUAUUUCUUAAAGGAUUCAAUGAAGUGCAUUGAGGAGACCUGGUUUAAGCUAUGUAAAAAAAACAUUUAAAAAGGUGUUCACUAGUGUCAUUAAUGAGCACAGUCAGCAUUCAGAGGCAAUGAAGACUUGAGACUCGACCAGGACUUCAGACUUUGCUUGGACAUUCCCCAAAAGAAAACCAGCUCUGCUACUACCACACUGAUUUAGGGAGGGAGGGGAGAAGAUGGGACAGAAGAGCACCAAAACAACCCUAAAUCGAAACUGAACCUCUAUUCUAAAACUAAAACAUAGAGAUCACAGCACCACAGCAAUAUGACAAACCAAAGGAGCAGGACAGAACCAAGUGACAGCAGAUUUUAAUUACUUCUGUAUAUCUGAUUCUGUGGGUAAUAAAUACACACCCAAAUGCUGAGAGAAUACUCGCGAAACACCCUGCAAUAAGCUGACUGUAGAUAAGCAGGAAUGAGCCUGCACUUAGCCUGGGAUCCACUACUAUGGCUCUGGAACUGCUCUGGGAUCAGAUCCAAGUCUUCCAAUCUAAGUAUCGACUCAAUACCCAAGGACCUCAUGGACUUGCAAUAGAAAUGUCCUUGUAUAGUGUUACGCAAUAAUCAGUUGCUGAAAACUCCUUAUUGAGCGUAUUCAAAAGCAAAAAGGUUUAUGUGGGGAGAUGUGAUGUUGUUGAAUUACCAGUAAUGUUACUUUGCUGUGUUCUGUUCUGUGUCUUCAUCAUCCAAGUUGUACUCAGCCGUAUGAGCUUUCUCUGACCCUAUGCAUGUGACCCUUCACCCCCACAUCUGUAGUUAUGACACUGACCUCUCCCUCUGACCUGGAUGUAAAUAAACCCAGUACUGUAGAGCAGUAUGUUUUUGGCCCAUUCCUGUACAUAUAAACAUGUAAAUACAAACAGCUAUGCAUGCUGAAAACCUAGCAAUUCUUUCAGGUACUUUUAUAAUCCCCAAAUUCUCAUAUGGCAUGUGCUGAAAAAAAAAAAAAUAAUAAUUUAAAAAAGUAGAAAAAAGAAAAGAUUAAAAAUAAAUGAGUUGAUAAUAUUGUCAGGCAAUAUCCUCUCUUGGACAGUGUGUGUAGAGUCUUCCUGUUUUCUUACUCCUGUGGGUGGUUCUCUUCCUUUGCCUGUCCUUCUGUGUUUCUGCUCACCAUCUGUGUCAGUUGUUGUCAGUUGGCAUUUGUACAGCAGCGAGGGUUGAGGCAGAGCAGAAAAGAGAGGGGGAGCAUUCAUCAGCUGACCUCUGUGAUGGCACUCCAAUUCAGCAGCAGUGCUAAAUGUUGGCAAAGCCCCUUAUGCCUGGGACAUAAUUUUAGAAGUUCAGUUCCUGGCAUGAACCACAGAUCAUUACAGCAUAUCCAUGCUUGUUAUGUGGAGGCCCUCUGGAUAUGCAGCAGGUCAAGAAAACUGUUUCGGGUUGGAACCAAAAAAGUUUUUUUUUUUUACAGCCUGCUUGAAGUUUGUUAAGCUGUCAAUCACAGACAAAGCGGCACCUUGUGACUUGAAAUACCCACGCUGUAAUAAACAAGUGCUGAUAAUUUCUUGCAAAUACUAUUUUAGUCACAUUUUAGGAUAACAGACAUGUUGAACUACAAUUUUUUUUCUCAUCUAUACCUGGUAAAUACCUGAAUUCUUAAAGGUACUUGAUGGAUGAAAAUUAUUUUCUACAAUCCAAUGUGACAAGGCUACAGCAUGCAUUUGGAAAGUAUUUCCUGGCUUGUAGCUCCAGUAUAGGGAUCAAGAGGAGUGCAGUUUUUGCCUCAGCCCUCUGCCCAGCCUAGUGGACUAGCUAUCCUGAAAGUGGGAUUCCAAAGGGAUUGUGAUUCUGUUUCAGGAAUGUUUUUUUUUUCAGUCUGUGAUGUUUAAAAUAGAUGGAGGUGUCUGAUUUUUAAUCUGUGCUAAAGAUAUUUUACAUUUAAUAAAUAAUCAUUGAAAUCAAGAACUUC